AUGGGGAAGGACGAGGAUGAGAUGAGAGGAGAGAUAGAGGAGAGACUGAUAAACGAAGAGUACAAGAUUUGGAAGAAGAACACUCCGUUCCUUUACGAUUUGGUCAUCACCCAUGCGCUUGAAUGGCCCUCUCUCACCGUCGAGUGGCUUUCCGACCGGGAAGAGCCUCCCGGAAAAGACUACUCCGUUCAAAAGAUGAUUUUGGGGACUCAUACAUCCGAGAAUGAGCCUAAUUAUCUCAUGAUCGCUCAGGUCCAGCUUCCUCUCCAGGAUGCUGAGAAUGAUUCGCGCCAUUAUGAUGAUGACCGGUCAGAUUCCGGCGGUUUCGGUUGCGCCAACGGCAAGACUGAGAUCUACUGCCUUAAAAGCUCCAUCUACUCAUCCAUUAUCCCUUGGACGUACAUCCCGUUGCGAGGUGGAUUGGGUUUUGAGCAGAGGACAGAGGAGUUUGACAUUGAUGAAAUAGUUUCCUCGAUGGAGGAGAGAGAUGAACGGAGAUGGCGACAACAUCGCCAUUAG
Molecule: messenger RNA, 519 nt
Organism: Ilex paraguariensis (yerba mate)
Lineage: Eukaryota; Viridiplantae; Streptophyta; Magnoliopsida; Aquifoliales; Aquifoliaceae
Source: the annotation of a GenBank genome assembly